AUGAAUGGAAUUGAAAUCCUUUCCAUUUCUUUUCAACCAUACAUACGACAGAUUCCAAUUCCUUUGAUAAAUUUCAUUCAUUUCAAAAAUAUUUUGAGAACCGCAAAUUCCCUUCCACUAUUCCGAGAUUACUUGCUAUCCUUAAUUCCAAUUCCUUUUACAAAUUCCAUUCAUUACUCUGCAAUAAGAAAAGGUACACAUUUAGGUCCAUUGAAUCUCAAAUACCUUGCUUUAUCAAAUUACUGCCUUCAAUCCACUAAUUACAAGCUGAUAAAGCAUGGAAAUGAUGUACAGCAAAUUGAGACAUCAGGGAAGGGAAAUGUCACAUGGUGUGGUCUUUGGUGGGUUCAAAUGUUAAAAACACGUGGUGAAUAUAAAAAGGGUGUUGGUGUUGAAGGAACCUCUUUGUUCAGCUGUGAUGCUUGAACAAGCAUCUUUUUGCUGU
Lactuca saligna is the source of this 445-nucleotide messenger RNA. The record is from the annotation of a GenBank genome assembly. NCBI's taxonomy places the organism in Eukaryota, Viridiplantae, Streptophyta, Magnoliopsida, Asterales, Asteraceae.